This is a messenger RNA of Penicillium angulare, 1362 nucleotides long. RefSeq lists its product as uncharacterized. The transcript is spliced from 2 exons. Lineage: Eukaryota; Fungi; Ascomycota; Eurotiomycetes; Eurotiales; Aspergillaceae. The record is from RefSeq and is a predicted model, not a curated record. The coding region runs from base 1 to 1362 and encodes 453 amino acids.
AUGAAUUGGGCUAGGAAGGGCUAUCGUUUGGCCCCUCAGCUGGUCGUGCGUUGGAGCUCCGGCUCCUGGAACUCACCGGGACCAUCUGCACGAUUUUCAAAUGGGACCUUGUCUGCGUCCAGAAUUUCCGCGCCGGCGCCUCAACAGCCUCGACCCGAGCACACGAAACGAGGUGAAUUUGAUUCAUUGCGGCCCAUGGAUCUUCCUGUGGCUUUCGUCAAUCUGAGAGCAACGACAGACCAACUUCAGAUUGGCAUGGGGCAAACGUCUUUGUGGGCUACUGUAUACGUCUCGGCUGAUGUCAGUCCAACUCCCUUUCCAGGAGCCUCGAGUAUUGCACCGCUGGAUAUAAUGAUUCUUCUCGACAGCUUGGCACAACCAUCUAUCACCCUUUUGACUCAGGUCACUGUCGGGACUUCUGUUCUCGUUUCACACUUAUCCCACAGCCAUGACCGAUUCGCCCUAGCAUACAUCGAUCAAAACUCCAAACAUGGAUUUGAAAUGUUAUUGCCAUUGGGCUUUCAUGCCAUAGGGGCUGUUCGAUCUGCGCUUAAUAUAUUCUCCAGCCGCCAGCUUGCUGCACAUCAAAAAGCCUCUCUUGACAUUGGAAAUGUGGUUCAGGGCGCCUCUGAGAUAUUCUCCCGUUCACCUCGAGCUGCAUUUUGUCAUAUAUUCUUUGUGUCAGCGACGCCGCCAGACCACUUGUUAAUACCUUGGAUUGACCCAGCAAUUGGAUUUCACACCAUCACCCCCCAGACAUGCUUACCACUCGACAAUGCAAACUCACAAUUGGGGUGGCAUAUCUCUUACACUGUCGGCGCUUGUGAUGCUGGGCCUAGAGAAACUCAUUUUAUACGCAGAAUCUUGAGAGUCAUUCGGCAGCUUCGCACCGGUAUAAAUCCUGGCUGUGUUAUAGACUUGAAAUUGUCGGUUACCCCUGGUGACGGGUGUCAGAUUCAGUCUGUUAUUGAGGAUUGCAGGCUUAUCUCCCUUAGACCUGGGGAAACUUGGAGCAUCCCCGUGCAGAUUUGUGUCCCAGCUGUGGUUGACUAUCCAUCCGAGACUCAACAAAGCUCUCCAUUUUAUGAACACCCGUUCAUCGAAGAAAUGAUGGCCCAGAUAAACGCUUUACUAUGUGAAUAUUCAUCCAACGAGCUAUUUCAGCAUCUACUUACAGUUCAUGUGGAGUAUCAACAUUCUCUGCUCCCAGUGCCCACAACAAUCAAUGUGGAGAACCACCUUACAAUUACUCGGCAAAACUACAAGACUCUGAGUGAUCCUCAAUCUUCUGAACUUAGCAUGGGGAGUUUCUCACAAGACUCUGACUUCAGUUUCAGCCAGCACUCAACGGACAGCUCUUAA